AUGAAUAAUAAAAUUAAUUGGCCACCUGUCAACAUAGUAGGCACUGUGGAUUUGGUUGAUCCUGCACCAUUAACCACCUCAUGGAUAUAUUAUGCCGUUGGCUGUGAUUUAAUGGAGCUUUUAAAACUUCAUAUUGGAAGAGGUGGUACAUUGCCAUAUACAGAAGAUGGUAUAUGAAAAUAAAUACAUUCAUUUUUAAUUAUAUUGAGGGUGUGG
Molecule: messenger RNA, 216 nt
Organism: Adineta steineri
Lineage: Eukaryota; Metazoa; Rotifera; Eurotatoria; Adinetida; Adinetidae
Source: the annotation of a GenBank genome assembly